GGGUUUUAUUAAGACGAUUUCCGAUUCGAGGGUUCGUCCGGAGUCAGAGUCGAACAGCUGAAGGAUGAAUCCACUGACGCAGGUGAAGCGCAUACAGAGCAUCAAUUCCAAGGAAGCAGAUCUUGGUAUCUCUGAAGAAGCGUCUUGGCACGCCAAGUACAAAGAUUCCGCUUAUAUCUUCGUCGGCGGCAUUCGCCGCAUUCCUUAUGACCUCACCGAAGGUGAUCUCCUCGCAAUCUUUGCCCAAUAUGGCGAAGUUGUUGAUGUCAACCUUGUUCGGGACAAGGGAACUGGCAAGUCGAAGGGUUUUGCGUUUCUUGCGUAUGAAGAUCAAAGAAGUACUACUCUUGCUGUAGAUAACCUAAAUGGAGCUCAGAUUUUAGGUCGGAUUAUCAGGGUCGAUCAUUGUAGUAAAUACGUAAAGAGAGAAGAGGAGGAUGACGAAACCUUGCAGCAGAAGAGGGAGGCACGCGGUGUGUGCCGUGCUUUUCAGAGAGGAGAAUGUACCCGUGGAGCUUCUUGCAAAUUUUCCCACGAUGAAAAAAGAGCUGCCAAUACCGGUUGGGGUCAUGAAGAGGAUAGAAGUUCCAGGUGGGAUCAUGACAAGUUUGAUGGGAUGAAAACGGGUGGUACGAGUUAUGGUGAUCGAGGAAAAGUUAGGCCUGAUGAUAAAUAUAGUAGCUAUGGAGAAAAGGAUUAUAAGGGUGCCUCAGAUGGCCACCCUAGGGAGCGUGGCAGGAAGGAGGAAACAAGACUUGGUUGGCGCGAUAGAGAUUAUGAAAGCAAGUUGCGAGGUGAUCGUGAAGACAGGCAUGAAAGAAAACCAAUAAGGGAUGACGAUGGUUUUGAACGUGAGCCUAGGUCAAGAGAUACUCGCGAUAGGAGGGACGAAAAGAGGGGGGCACAUCAUGACGAUUCAUCAGAGCAGCAAUCCAGAAAAUAUGUUACUGAAAAUGAUUAUAAGAGAGACGACAAGAGAUCCAGAAGACAUGACAGUGAUGAGUUGAAGGUGAAAUCUAGAAGAGAUAAUAAUGGCAGGGAGAAAGGAGAAUCGAGAAGGCAAAUGGAAAGCUCCCCAAGACGAGAUAAAAAAGGGAUGGAUGGCAAAUGGGCUGUCCAUGAGAAGGAUUCUUCCUAUGGUCAUCAUGGAGAGAGAGAUGAUCGGCGUCGCUGAAGGGAUAGAUAGUGGGACUUGACCGACUGCAGCCUUCCCAGCGUGUCUGGUUAAAUGCGAUGCUUGCAACUCCUGCGGCCCUGGGCAUCUUAAAGAGGUAAAAUACAUGUUUUCUGUUAGCAGUUUGUUUUCGAUUAUACAGAGAAAUUAUCUAGUUCUCACUGGUGCACAGUUUGGGAGGAAGCACAAUGACUGAGGGUCCAUUGGUUUGGUUUUUCCUGUGAGAGGUUUUUUUGGAUUUACCCUUCCUUGCAUCUGUUAUUCUCUUUGUUCGAUGAUGGCCUCGAAGGUGUAUGUUGUUUAAGUUUUAAUAUGUUUAUAAAUUAUAAUACAUGUUAGCUUAUUGCUGGGGAGAUUUUGGGGGCUUAAUUGACUCUGUCUGUGAAAGUGAAAUUGUUAAUGGUACAGUUGUAGUAACAUGCGAGAUGUUUCAUAUUGUGUAGGGAUCUCCUUCUGCGAUUGGCUUGGUCAAUGAAAAUGAAUCGAAGAAUUAUGAUUUUAUGUGUCUGUGUGCUCGCAUUACUGGGUUGUAUAGUAAUAUUUUAAGUUAUCUUCUGGUGGGUUUGAAUCAUGACUUUUCAAUUUUUUAUUUUUUACAAGGGUAUUUUUUUAAUGAUUUUUGCAGCCCGUUGUGUUGUAGUCACUGUUGAGAACUUGUCAAAACAUAUCCUUGAGAGCUUUUUCUUGAAA
Tarenaya hassleriana is the source of this 1864-nucleotide messenger RNA. RefSeq names its product zinc finger CCCH domain-containing protein 25. The coding region runs from base 65 to 1174 and encodes 369 amino acids. Lineage: Eukaryota; Viridiplantae; Streptophyta; Magnoliopsida; Brassicales; Cleomaceae. The transcript has 5 exons. Gene Ontology annotation, molecular function: RNA binding; metal ion binding. Gene Ontology annotation, cellular component: U2 snRNP; precatalytic spliceosome; catalytic step 2 spliceosome. The record is from RefSeq and is a predicted model, not a curated record. Gene Ontology annotation, biological process: mRNA splicing, via spliceosome.